AUGGCGCAUAUGGACACGACAACGAACUUCUUCGGCGACAACCGGGGUGUUCAACUAGGUUACAAUCAUGGGACCUUUUCGGCAAACUUCUACCCCAAGCCUGAAAGACCGGAGACACCGCCAAGCCCAUCGGACACCAUCCCCUUUCGGCGCGACGUCGACUUCGUUGACCGCGGAGAGAUCCUCAAUCAGAUACACGAGAAAUGUUCUGCGCCAGCCUCUCGUGCAGCUCUUUUCGGCCUGGGAGGUGUCGGGAAGUCACAGCUUGCUAUUGAGUAUUCCUACCGGGUUAGGGAAAGGUCACCGCAGACCUGGGUCUUUUGGGUUCAUGCCAGCACGGCAGCCCGAUUUGAGGAAGGCUACAGAGCGAUCGCGGACAAGAUUAAACUGCUUGGGCGUAAUGAGCCAAAAGCGGACAUCUUGCAACUCGUGCGCAGCUGGCUAUGCAAUGAGGGAAAGGGGAAGUGGCUCAUGGUACUCGACAACGCCGAUGUUGUCAGCGUCUUCUUCGACAUUCGCGGUGGAAGGCAAGAACCACCGUCUGGCGACUCAGGUAGUAGACAAGUGCCAUCGCUCUCAACGUAUCUGCCUUAA
This is a messenger RNA of Coniosporium apollinis CBS 100218, 594 nucleotides long. RefSeq lists its product as uncharacterized. The record is from RefSeq and is a predicted model, not a curated record. The transcript is spliced from 3 exons. Lineage: Eukaryota; Fungi; Ascomycota; Dothideomycetes. Bases 1 to 594 code for a protein of 197 amino acids.